AACUAAAACGCAGCCGUUGAAACUGAAAAAAAUUCUCAUCAAACAUUUCAAGAUUUUUCUAGUCCUGAACAGUAAAGUUUUUCAUUAGGGUUUUAGCCUAAAACCCUUUCAGAGAAGAAUUUCCAGUUAUCCGAUUAUCAGCACCGCUCCGAUAUGGCUUUCAGAUCAAAGGCGGCGGCAGCUUUAGCAGCGGCGACACCUCGUAGCUUGCUGUCUCGGUUUUUCUCAUCAUCAACAACAACAGCUGAUACUCUUCCGUCAUUUCUUUCUUCUGCCGCCGCAGCUACUCCUUCUGCUAGAGAACAGGCUGAUCCUAACACUAACCUCUUCGUCUCCGGCCUGAGCAAACGGACUACUACAGAGGGUCUAAGGGAAGCAUUUGCCAAAUUCGGUGACGUAGUUCAUGCUAGAGUUGUGACUGAUAGGGUGUCAGGAUACUCUAAGGGGUUUGGUUUUGUCAGAUAUGAUACCUUAGAGGAUGCUUCUAAAGGUAUUGAAGGCAUGGAUGGCAAGUUUUUGGAUGGCUGGGUUAUAUUUGCCGAGUAUGCAAGACCUAAACCGGCACCUGAAAACAAUAUGGGCCCUUCUUAUGGGAACAACUCGGGCCCUGCAUACGGGAACAACUCGGGCCCUGCAUACGGGAACAACUCGGGCCCUGCAUACGCGAACAACACUGGCCCUGCAUACGGGAACAACACUGGCCCUGCAUACGGGAACAACACUGGCCCUGCAUACGGGAACAACACUGGCCCUGCAUACGGGAACAACACUGGCCCUGCUUACGGGAACAACACUGGCCCUGCUUACGGGAACAACACGGGCCCUGCUUACGGGAACAACACGGGCCCUGCUUACGGGGACAACACAGGCCCUGCUUACGGGAACAACACGGGCCCUGCUUACGGGAACAACACGGGCCCUGCAUACGGGGGCAACACGGGCCCUGCAUACGGGAGCAACACGGGCCCUGCAUACGGGAACACCAUUAAUCCUGCAUACGGGAACAACAGUGAUCCUGCAUACGGGAACAACAGUGAUCCUGCAUACGGGAAUAACACGGGUUCUCCAAACGUGACUAAUACAGGCUCUCCGUACGUGAAUAAUACGAGCUCUGCAUACGGUAAUCAGUCCGCCUCUCCCUAUAGGAGUGACACAGGCCCUGCUUAUGGGAAUAACAUUGGUUCGGCAAAUGGGAAUCCCACGAAUUCUGUGAAUGGAAGUUCAGAUCCUGCACAUGGGAGCAGCUUUAGUCCUUCAUAUGGGAGCAACAAUGCUUCAGCAUACCGAAAUACAGCAGGUCCUGCAUAUGGAGGCAAUACAACUCCUGCAUUUCAAAAUUCCUACGAGAACAUGGGACCUACACAGGGAUUUUCUUCGGGUCCUGAACAUGGGAAUAACACGAGUCCUGCAUAUAAUGACAGCUUAAAUGCUGCAUAUGGCCGUCGAUGAACUUCAACAAGUUUGGCAUCUCGAAAAUGUAAAAGUCAAUGAACAUCAUUAUGGAUUCUCUAACAUUAUUUUGGUUCGUCUAUCACAGCGUGGAAAAAUGUGGCCACCUUAUAUUCAACUUAAAAACAUGAGAAUCUCAGAAUUGUUACAUGUGAGGACCUUCCUGUGGAACAUUCUAUUAUUUAUAAAACAUUUUUGUCA
Messenger RNA from Mercurialis annua (annual mercury), 1650 nucleotides. Its product is annotated as stress protein DDR48. Gene Ontology annotation, molecular function: RNA binding. Lineage: Eukaryota; Viridiplantae; Streptophyta; Magnoliopsida; Malpighiales; Euphorbiaceae. The record is from RefSeq and is a predicted model, not a curated record. The transcript is spliced from 4 exons. The coding region runs from base 154 to 1449 and encodes 431 amino acids. Gene Ontology annotation, cellular component: mitochondrion. Gene Ontology annotation, biological process: mitochondrial mRNA modification.